Gadus chalcogrammus (walleye pollock) is the source of this 1050-nucleotide messenger RNA. RefSeq names its product putative nuclease HARBI1. The transcript is spliced from 4 exons. NCBI's taxonomy places the organism in Eukaryota, Metazoa, Chordata, Actinopteri, Gadiformes, Gadidae. The coding region runs from base 1 to 1050 and encodes 349 amino acids. The record is from RefSeq and is a predicted model, not a curated record.
AUGUAUAACCAAGAUGAAUUUAUCAAUCGGUUUCGUUUGCCCAAAGAAGCCAUCCUUAGGCUGACCGAUGACUUGUCAAACUCACUGGGGCCUACAACAGCAAGGAGUCACAGCAUUCCAGCUCUGCUACAGGUAUGCACUGCAGUAAGAUUUUAUGCAACAGGCAGUUUUCUAAAUACUGUUGGUGAUACUCUGGGUUUAAGCAAAGCCUCUGUGUCCCGAGUGGUGCACAGGGUGUCAAGUACCCUCUCAGAUAAGCUUCCAAAAUUCCCAACACAACCUGCAGAGUUGAACAGCAUUAAGAGGGGAUUCUUCAAUGUUGCAAGGUUCCCCAACGUAAUAGGGGCCAUUGACGGGACACAUGUCCGAAUCCAGGCACCAUCGGACCAUGAACAUUUGUUUGUGAACAGGAAGGGAUAUCACAGCCUCAACAUUCAAGCUGUUUGCGAUUCAAACCUAAAGUUUCUUAAUUGUGUGGCCCGCUGGCCUGGAUCGUGUCAUGAUUCGAGAGUCCUACAAAAUUCUCAGCUUUACCAGGCAUUCGAGGAUGGCAUUAUUGAUGGAAUCUUGUUGGGUGAUUCUGGAUACCCGCUGAAGCCAUGGCUCCUUACUCCCUUCUUGUAUCCUACCACACCAGCACAGAGGAAUUACAAUGCAGCUCACUGUUCUACUCGAAACACAGUUGAGAGGGCAUUUGGGGUUCUCAAAAGGCGGUUCCAUUGUCUCCAUGCAUCACCAGCUAGCUCUGAGUCUGAGCAGCCUGAGGCCACUCACAAGGCCGAUGUGCCAACCAAGAGGAGGCGUGAAAAGCCGGUGUACCUUACCGAUGAUCAGCAGCAGUUGCUGGCCGACUGGUUGAAGGACCACCCAGAGAUAUAUACGAAGGGCUCUAGGGAUUUUAAAAACACGGAGAGGAAGAAGAGGAGGUGGGAGGACAUGGCCAAGGACCUUGGAGUUAGCUAUGAGGAGCUCAUUAGGUGGCCCUGUCACCCCUAUAAGGGGGACGCCCUGCGUAGCCCGAGUUGGGGAAUGGAGAGGAUGAGCUCCUGA